GCCAGUCAGUGCGCCUUGUGCUAUCACAGCGAGAGGUUGUGCUGCCUUUCUCGGUUGCAACUCGGCCGUGUUGUGUCGCGAGACGUUUCUUAGCGGUAUUUUGAGUUUGCCAUAUCUUAGUGAAUAUUUUCCCACCAGGAACACUCAUUAGCAUCAUCGCAAUUGUUGACUCGUGAACAUAGCUAGCGUGACACCAACUUGACAAUAGCUCCCUCGGUCACAGGGCUCUUGUUCCCCUGAAAUAAGUGUACUUGCCUCUAGGCACGCAUACUUUUGCCGACCAGUGGGACGAGAAGCGUGUUUGACCGAACACUGCAGCCACCACAGGUGUCUUGCGUCGCUGCCUGUCCAAGUGUGUGCGAGUUUUGCCCCUCCCUGCCGCCGCCACCGACCGCGCCAACGCACCCCCACCUGCCCCUCACAUCUCUACAGCACAACAAGCUAACGUAAACUCCAACAGAGUCGUGGAGCUUUCCUCUGUGGUAGGAGUGGAAGGGGACAGUCAUGGACAAGAUAACGUCGUUAGCGAACAUGCCAUCAGCUGGUGAUGGUGGUGGGCCGCCAAGGAAGCGGUCUGCUGACCAGCUGAAUGAAGACAUGGAUCGUAUGUUUGAGGAUGAGGGGGCCAAGGAGGACUUCUCCCUGAGCCAACUCUCCUCCCCUGCCAUGACCUCCAACCCGUGGUCCCCUGGCUAUGGUGAUGACUCUCAGGUCUGCGAUGCUGACGAUCUACGGAUUCAUGAUAGUGACAUCAAGUACCACCGCAGUGAUACCUUCCCCCAUGUGCAUUCCCCACUCAAGCCCCAGUACCGCCAGGGGAGUCGCCGCGGCAGCCGCAAGUCACGCAACUCUGAGUCGUCACAGGACGCUGAUAAGCAUGAGAAGGAGGAGAAGGAGGAACCAGAAACAGCAAAGUUGUUAGAGAAGGACGAGAAGGACAAUGACAAGGAGAAGGAGAAGAAGGACACUGGAGUCUUCUUCCAAAUUGGUGACCCUGAGCUUGCUGAAGGAUGGUCCGUUGGGACUGAAACACGUGGUAGAGGUCACAAGGAUUCAACAAUGGAGUCAGAUGCAGAGGAGCAUUCUCCACUCCUUGCUGAUGCUGCCAAGCCUAAGUCCAUUAUUCGAAUGGCUGAACCUGAACCAACAUACAUCGAUGAUUCAGGUGAGGAAGAGCAGCCUGAUUUGGAGCAUAGGACCCGUAAAAGGCGCUCCCACAAGAGCAGGCGGAGUGAUACUGCUGAGGACCCUGCUUGGAGGCGUCACCUGGGCAGCGAACACAACCUGCAGUCUUGUGCUUCAAUUUCAUCAGCCCCAACCACAGAGGAAGAGGCCAUGAACCUUGCUGAGCAUGACCUGGAUGUGAUGUCUAGCCAUAGGUUUGAUGACCCCAGUGCCUAUCGGCGGCCCAAGGUUCGGGCACGCUCUUCUGUGUCUUCCAUCAUCCACGUGAGUCACAAAGACGAAGGUCAUGUGAAGAAGAAAGCUAAAUCCACAAGUGAUCGGCAGCUGCCCAUCAUGAAAAAAAGCUAUGACCACAGCCCCCAUGAGGUGUUUGUGGAACUGGAUGAGCUGAAAUACACUGAGGCAGGGCUGCAGUGGAAGGAAACUGCUCGUUGGAUCAAGUAUGAGGAAAACGUAGAGGCUGUGGACAACCGCUGGGGAAAGCCCCAUCUGGCCUUCCUCAAUUUCCAUGCACUCUUCUCUUUGCGCAAGGGCUUGGAAGCAGGCGCGGUGCUGCUGGACCUGGAGGAGCGGGACCUGCCAAGCAUCGCCGGCCGGGUUGUGGAUAAGAUGAUUGCUUGUGACCAGAUCCCGGCUGACCAACGCGAGGCUGUGAUCCGAGUCCUGCUCCUCAGACACAAACACAUCCGCGAAAACCAGUCAUCCUUCAGGCUCCCCUCCCUCGGCUCCAAGAGCACCCUAGUCAGUUCCGACGAGAAGCUAUCGCGGUCUGCAACGGCCGGCAGCCUAGACGGCGGCAGCCUGCGGUCCUCGGUGCGCAAGGCCGGCCUUUCAAAUCUUUUCCACGUUAACACCUUUUCUAACUUCCUCCGCCACAACUCCGUCGACGACGCGACCAAUGUCGUAUCCAAUGGUGAUGUCUCGAAGGACAACGUAGCCAUCAAAAGAAGCGUGAGCCACGAAUCCUACACACAGAUUGACAUUGAUGGUGAUGGAGGUCGAAAAGACGAUGUUUGUAAGAAUAAGGAAUUGAUGAAGAAGAUUCCGGAAGGCGCCGAGGCCACGGCAGUACUGGUGGGUGCCGUAGACUUCCUGAAGCAUCCCACCAUCGCCUUUGUCAGACUGGCUGAGGGCGUUAUGAUGGACAACCUUGUGGAGGUGCCCAUUCCAGUCAGAUUCAUGUUUGUGCUCUUGGGUCCCUUCCAUGGCGAGAUGGACUACCAUGAAGUGGGUCGAUCCAUCUCCACCCUCAUGUCUGACAAAGGCUUCCAUGAGGUGGCUUACCGAGCACACUCACGCGGGCAGCUGCUCUCCGCCAUUAAUGAAUUUUUGAAUGCUUCCAUUGUCCUCCCCCCAACUGACUGGAGUAACAAAGACUUAGUUCCAGUGGAUGAAAUUCAAGAAAAAGCCAGUCAGAUGAUUAAGAAAAAAGAAAGCAUCAGAUCUAAACGCAUACAGGCAGAGCAAGAAACAUCAGUAGCAGUAGCAGGAGCUGGCGAUGGAGGAGACAAGAAACCGCCCCCUCGAGAUCCACUAAUCCGUACUGGAAAGCCUUUCUAUGGCCUUGUGCAGGACAUCAAAAUCCGAUAUGCACUUUACCUCUCAGAUCUCAGGGAUGGAUUGGAUGGGCAGGUAGCUGCAGCAGCCAUAUUCAUCUUCUUUGCUGCCCUCUCAGCUGCCAUCACUUUUGGUGGAAUGUAUGGUGACAAGACAGAUGACUUUGUUGGUGUUGGUGAAACACUUCUCAUGUCUUCUGUAAAUGGUCUCAUCUUUGCUCUGUUUGCUGCUCAACCUCUCCUCAUUGUAGGAGCAACAGGUCCACUCAUGAUAUUUGAUUUGAGUCUCUACUCGUUUGCCAAUACUUAUGAACUAGACUUCCUGUCUCUAAGAGUCUGGAUUGGAUUCUGGAUGACAGUGUUUGGUUUGCUGGUUGCUGCAUUUGAAGCAGUUGCUAUUGUGAAGAAGAUGACAAGAUUCACAGAAGAGAUUUUCUCCACUUUAGUGUGUAUCAUCUUCAUCUACGAAUCCUUUGUGAAGCUCAUUGAAAUCUUCAAAUUGCAUCCUCUCAUAGCAGACUAUGGAAAUGCUACCCAAAUGAUAAAACAGGAAGAGAUGGCAAACAGCACCCUCCCCAACACCACCAUGGAACUCCUAAAUGAGACCGCCUCCGCCAAUGGUAUUAUUGAGAACGGAACUCUGAUAAAUGCCACUGACUCCAAUGGUGAUGAGGUGACUGUAGUACUACCACAGCCCAACACUGCUCUGCUCUCCUUCAUUCUUAUGUUUGGAACAUUUAUCAUUGCCUUCAAACUAAAGCACUUCCGUAACUCAAAGUAUCUGGGACGAAGUGUACGUCGAGCCCUGGGAGAUUUUGGUGUCCCAAUCUCCAUUGUCCUCAUGGUUCUCUUGGACUUCUUCAUUGAAGACACCUACACUGACAAGCUGACCAUGCCUAAGGGAAUCCAGCCAUCCAACCCAGCCGUGCGAGGAUGGCUCAUCAAUCCAUUCGGUGUAACUAAGGCCCUUCCAGUGUGGUGUAUUUUCAUGGCAGCACCAGCAUCUCUCCUCCUGUUCUUCCUUAUCUUCCUGGAAGAGAACAUUUGCCACCUGAUUUUAAGCAAACCAGAGAAAAACAUGGUCAAAGGAUCAGGAUUCCACUGGGAUAUUGUGCUCUCCUGUAGCAUCAACUUGGUCUCAGGAUUGUUUGGUGCUCCCUUCAUGGGUCCUGCUUGUGUUCGAACAGUCUCCCAUACUUCAGCUCUUACAGUCAUGAGCUCUACACAUGCCCCUGGUGAAUCUCCAAAAAUUGUUGGAGUAAAAGAGCAGCGAGUGAGUGCCAUUGUGGUGUCCGUCCUGAUUGGAUUAUCUGUGCUGCUGGGAUCAGUGCUUAACUUGGUGCCAAAGGCAGUGUUGUUUGGCAUCUUCUUGUACAUGGGUAUCUCCUCAACAGCUGGCAUCCAUUUCCUUGAGAGACUAAUUCUUGUGUUGAUGCCAGUCAAGCACCACCCUAAUGUUCCCUAUGUAAAGAAGGUGCGCACAUGGAAGAUGCAUGCCUUCACUGGGAUUCAGCUUCUGAUGGUUGUGAUUUUGUGGAUUGUCAAACAGUCUCCAGCAGCUCUCUGCUUCCCCUUCGUUCUCAUGCUUCUCAUCCCAAUCAGACUGUAUCUUCUUCCAUAUGCCUUUACAAAUCCUGAAUUAAGUGCGCUUGAUGGUAAGGAGGCCUCUGUUGCCACUGAUCCAGAGGAUGAGCCUGACUUCUUUGAGGAGACUCAUGGUAUACCUACACAUGUGGAUCACCACCAUCAAAGCUGAGCUGUUGUCCAAAGAUUUGUCCACUACUGUUACAUUCCUCAGAUAAUUCCAGUUGUUGAUAGGAGGCUUAAUGUUAAUUCUUUCUUAUUCCUUUUCAACUUUCCUUGACACUUCCACAAACUAUCUUCCACUAAUAACUUUGGUGGUUUUUAAAAGCAAGAGACUUUGGCCAUGAUACUUAAAAUGGUCUCUUCCUUGAUAUGUUUAUAACAAAAGAGCCUUCAGAGGUAGCCAGUGUGUACUAGUAGAUGUCUUUAAAGACACUGAAGAAUAACCACAUGGCCACUUGUUUGCACAGAAAUAUUUUUAUCCCAUCAUUGAUUUUCUUUACAAAUAUUCAGUAGAAUCAGUCUGCCAGUAGGGCUGAAAAUGUGAAGACAGAAUAGGAGUAGCUUUCUGUACUUUAAGGAGACUCACAAAGACUUUGUUUAUAAGUAGACAAAAGGCAAUAUGAUGAAUGUUCCGUCCAGAAAUAUUUACAGAAAUUGCAGUUAAUGAGAGAUAUACAAAAUAGUUAGUAAGUACCAUAAUUAAGUAGUUGCUCAAGUUAGCUUAUAGUAAUUAAAAGAAUGUAAGCUAACCAAACUGCGUUAUGAUAAAUACAGUAUUUUAUAAUUUAUGGGUUCUGAAUUAAUACAUCAGUGUGUAAAAUAUCAAAUUUUUUUUUUUCUUUUCUUGAAACUAAAUCUUUUCUUCAUUAUCAUUUUUCCCUGAUUAACUAGUGGCCUUUAAGUGUGCUGCAAGUCAGCCACCUCAUCCUCCUAUAAACAGUGAAAAACACUGAAAAAAAGUGAGUGCCAAACUUGUUAUAUUUGUUUUUUUUUGUUUUCUGUGCUGUACAUAAGUACAUUAUUGUGACUAGUAAGUGUUUAAGAUAUGAAAUCAACAAACUGAAAAAAAUAAAUAGAAAUCUUGGAUAUUCAAUCAAUAAUUUUCAUCUUUUCAUGCAUUUAUUUGGUUACUAUAUGGACUUCAUAUGCAGUUGGGGGAUCCCCCUCAAUGUACGUUCAGAUAUUAGUGUCAUAUGUUUUAUGGUUGUAUUAUUUAUGAAUAAUAAUAAUUAUAAUAAUAAUAAUUUGCAGUUUUAUGCACAAUGAUUCACAUGAAUCCAUUAUGUAUUGCUAUGGAUGAAUAUUUGCUAAGAGUAAAUCUUCAUCCUUGGAUUUUCUGUAUAUAAGAGUGAGUACUGUUUACUCCAUUGUUAUAUAAAUAUAUAUAUAAUUGAUAAUGCUCAUCUCCAAAUAUUCAUGUAUAUACUUAUAGUGAAAUGAGAAUAUAUAUGAAAAUUAAA
This is a messenger RNA of Scylla paramamosain (green mud crab), 5788 nucleotides long. Its product is annotated as band 3 anion transport protein-like. The transcript is spliced from 26 exons. NCBI's taxonomy places the organism in Eukaryota, Metazoa, Arthropoda, Malacostraca, Decapoda, Portunidae. The coding region runs from base 505 to 4497 and encodes 1330 amino acids. Gene Ontology annotation, biological process: regulation of intracellular pH; monoatomic anion transport; bicarbonate transport. The record is from RefSeq and is a predicted model, not a curated record. Gene Ontology annotation, cellular component: plasma membrane. Gene Ontology annotation, molecular function: solute:inorganic anion antiporter activity; monoatomic anion transmembrane transporter activity.